This is a messenger RNA of Perca flavescens (yellow perch), 4345 nucleotides long. RefSeq names its product transcription factor AP-4 (activating enhancer binding protein 4) (gene tfap4). Gene Ontology annotation, molecular function: DNA-binding transcription factor activity, RNA polymerase II-specific; RNA polymerase II cis-regulatory region sequence-specific DNA binding; protein dimerization activity. NCBI's taxonomy places the organism in Eukaryota, Metazoa, Chordata, Actinopteri, Perciformes, Percidae. The transcript has 7 exons. Gene Ontology annotation, cellular component: nucleus. Gene Ontology annotation, biological process: regulation of transcription by RNA polymerase II. The coding region runs from base 380 to 1381 and encodes 333 amino acids. The record is from RefSeq and is a predicted model, not a curated record.
UCCUACCAGCUGUUUCCCGCCUUGAAAGCUAUCCGAUCAGCUGCAUACACACACACACACGCACGCACACACGGUCAUGCAGAGAGAGAGAAAGCAGAGGGGAGGGAGAAAGAGAGAGAGAGAGAGAGAGUGAGAGGACGAGCGCCACACACAACGAGGGAACCCCAUCAGCUGGAAGUCGAGUAACAUUACAACUCUCAGCAGCCUGAAACUACUACACUACACAGACGAGGGAUUCAUAUCUUUUCUGAGGAUUUAACCCGCCUCGGAUCACGGGAUUUCUGCUCUCUAACGUCAUUUUUUUUUUUUUUCUAUUCUGCGGAGACUGUUUGCUGUUUUUUUUAGGAGUGUGGGGGGGGCAAACUGGCGAGAGGCGAGCAUGGAGUAUUUCAUGGUACCAGCUCAGAAGGUGCCCUCCUUGCAACAUUUCAGGAAAACGGAAAAAGAAGUGAUUGGAGGUCUUUGCAGUCUGGCCAACAUUCCUCUGACCCCAGAAACAGCCCGGGACCAGGAAAGGCGAAUUCGCAGAGAGAUUGCUAACAGCAAUGAGCGUCGGCGUAUGCAGAGCAUCAAUUCUGGAUUCCAGUCACUUAAAACACUCAUCCCACACAGCGAUGGAGAGAAGCUCAGUAAGGCUGCCAUCCUGCAACAGACAGCGGAGUACAUUUUUACUUUGGAGCAGGAGAAGACGCGGCUAUUGCAGCAGAACAGUCAGCUCAAACGAAUCAUACAAGAGUUAAGUGGUUCCUCCCCUAAGAGACGGCGUGCGGAGGAGAAAGAUGAAGGGAUUGGCUCACCAGACAUUCUGGAGGAGGAGAAGACUGAGGACUUGAGGAGGGAGAUGAUUGAGUUAAGGCAGCAGCUGGAGAAAGAGCGCUCGGUCAGGAUGUUGCUGGAAGAUCAGAUGCGUUCCCUGGAUGCCCAGUUGUACCCAGAGAAACUGAAGGUGUUCACCCAGCAGGUCCAGGAGCACCAGACUCCAACACAGAGCCUUGUCCGUCUGCAGCAGCACAAACAGCUGGAGAGGGACCUCACUCCAGCCCACAGCCCACAGGUGUUGGCCCCGGCUACCCCGCCUGCACCUACACACCAUGCCACAGUCAUCGUCCCUGCGCCUUUCCAGCCUCCCCAGCCACAUCAUGUCACCGUGGUGACCAUGGGCCCGACAUCAGUUAUCAAUGCAGUGUCCACAUCUCGACACAACCUGGACACCAUUGUUCAAGCAAUCCAGCACAUCGAGGGCACCCAGGGAAAGGGAUGUGUCGGCGAGGAAGAGCAGCGGAGGGCGGUCAUCGUCACUUCAGGGCGUGUCCCCUCCGACGCUGCGGGCUCAGACACGGCCUCAAACAGCGACGGGCCCGACGACUGUUCACUGCCCUGAGUUCAUCCUCGAAGUCUUGCACGCCGUACACUUACAUGCGCGCACACACUUACACACAAAAGGCCCAAUCAGACCAGGGCUACAGGAGGCUUCAAACCCACAGCACUCUUGUUUAGUGGACAUUAAUAGGGCUGAUAGACAGAUUGAAGCACUCGUUUUUUUGUUUCUUUUCAGUACACUCUUCUUCUGUUGUACUUUGAUAGGCAGCCCAAAUAGGUUUACACUUAGACACUCAUACAAGCAAUCUCUCUUGCGUCUUUUUCUCUGCUUAUCUUUAGCCCCCUGCUCUCCACACACACAAACUCUUGUCUGUUCAUUAGUUUAUAGAGAGGUUGUUAGAGUGGCUACUUCACCGACUGAUCCAUAAAUGCUCCGUCAGAAUAUCUGCUAAACAUCACCAUUAUCACCAGGACUGUUCUCUUUUAUUCGGCCCUGAAGCAAUGGGACUGAUCCACGAAACAGGAGUCAAAGAAGCCAGCAGUGUGGCGUCAUCACCACCCAACAGCAGUGCAUUUUUGUUUUAAGAUGAACAUCCUCCUCCUCUGAAGCUGUUUGGAGAGACACUGUAAGCUAACUAGGCUGUCUCAAAGUUCCACCUUUUUAGGCUUUUGGAUGAAUGAAUAUGUUGUUUUAAUCUUGUGAAGUCUACUUUUUCAUGUUUUGUUUCUCUAAGGCUCCCUCAGCCAGCAAGUUAAGUGAUUGUACUGGAAACAAUACACCACACAAAAGAGCACCACGAGAGGAAUUUAAAAGCAGUUUUCAUGGCUGACUGGUGCUCACAGGAAAUGAAGCAAAGCUCAGGAGGAGAGAGUGUGCUUACUGGUUCUCAGCUCUAUUCUUUUUGUUUUGUUUGUUGCCAUUUUUACUGGGCUGGGUUCCCAGUAAGUUCACAUAUGUAUUGGCAUGUUCUUCUUUUUACUCAUGGCCUGACAAAAUAAUAUCAGUGCUUUGACAUUUCUUGACAUGCUCCCCUCUUGAAUUUAAAAGCACCUGGCUUGUUAAAUAAGAUAAUCUGAGGGCACUCUUGAGUGAUUUCCACUUCUGUGUGUGUGUGUGUGUGUGUGUGUGUGUGUGUGUGUGUGUGUGUGUGUGUGUGUGUGUGUGUGUGUGUGUGUGUGUGUGUGUGUCCCAUUUAGCAUUUUGAAUCAGCAGGGCUCAACGGAGUCCCAGACUCUGGCAGUCUGCAACAACACCACUUUUACCUUGAAAUAAAGGCACGUGUGUAUGUGAACACAACACUCACACAUACAAAUAUGGCUGACAUACAAUCACUUGUUAGCUCAAAUUUAGGGCUUGUUUAUUUAGCCCUUAACAUUGUUGUUUCUUGUCCAAAUGUUGAGACAUCUAUCAAAGCAGAUAAUACUUUAAAUAUGAGGAACAUGCCCGGUAAAAUUGUUUGAAUGUGCCAUAGAGGUGACUGGGUUGACCACACAUGCUCUAUGCAUUUACUUGCAUAGAUUAUUUGUCCUCUUGCGUGCUCUUUGUCUAGCGUACCAUGCGAUUUACACGUCUCUGCUCUGAUCAUAUGUUUUGCCUGGAACUGUUGGUUGACAGACAUUAAGACAUGUAGCAGAGAGAGGCAGCAGCUUGCCUUACUAAUAGCCCGUGGGUGCAGGGAGGCACUGUGAAGCCAACCUUAACAGAGCCCCCGGGGUCUGAGAAACGUACCUUAACACUUAAUCUGCGCCGUUUGGUGGCCACUGGAAUCCCUCCGGUUUUCCCCUCAGCUUUCCAAACUGGCUUGUCAACACCCAGGGUGUGUUAGAAUAUAUACUCGCAGUUAUUAUGUCUAUUUCACAUAUGCUUUGUUUGAUUAUGUUUGCCACAAACAUGGAACAGGUUGCUGGUAUACCAAUUACAUUCAAGCACUCCUGAUAUUUGUUAUUCCUAAGUAUUGAAAAUGUAUUUGCAACCAUUGGCCCCUUCGUGUGCAUGAAAGCCAGAUGUGUGGGGUAAAAAUUUCCACAUUGAAAUGUUGACAUUCCAUAAAAUGUUACAGAUUUUCCUAUCUGGUUACUUUUCAAAAGUGAAACCUGGUCUAUUUAGAGACUACAGUUACAUUUAGUGCUUUUGACACAUCACUGCUAUUUUAGAAUUGCGUUAAAUGACAAACUCAUUAGAAUCCCCUGGAUUAAUGCAUAGAUGGAGCUUUGAACUGCUGGACAGAUAAUGCGUUCAAUUGAACGCACCACAUCUAUCAUGAUUAUGUCAUGGAAUUGCCCUUUAAAGAAAUAUUGAUGUCAGCUGCACUGAAAAUGAGUGACGCAUCUGUCAAAUUAAAUCAUGGGACCUUUUCCUAGUACUUAUCACUUUAGGCAGGGGAUUCCUGGAUAUGGAAAACGUGUUUUGAAAGCUCUGCUUUUUACUCUUGAGUAUCUGCAUUUGAUAGUUUUCUGCUGAAACCCAGAGCUGUUCUAUUUCCAUCUGUGUUUUACACUCUGUUCUGUGUGUUACGAAACGUUACAUUGACAUAUCAGCUUGUCAGAUGAGUGGGUUGAGCCUGGGGAUCAUUACAUGGGGUCAAAAUUACAAAGCACUUACUGUACUAUACUGGAGUCUGCCUCUUUCUUUUGUAUAAAGGGGCAUCUCCUCAGCUGAAGCUCUUUAGGAUAUGAUUAAAAGCCGCACAGCUGUGUAUCCCCCUUUUCCUCCAUGUCCAGACCUCCUACAUCUUGUCCUGUUUGCCCCUCUCAUCUUUUUUGUUGUUUUUUGCAAAAUCCUUUAUGCCAUCUUUGUUUAUCUAUUGUCAUUAUUUCGUGUCCCUUUACAUUUCGCAGCUCCCUCCUCUCCCUCUCCUUUUGUCUGUUCUCUGAAAUCUUUUUUUUGUUAACCUUUCGGUGCAUAUGGUCGUCAAGAAGCUAUUUUUUGUCUUUGUUUUGUUUUUAAGAGAAAUGUUUUGGGGAUAAAGAGGCUUGUGCCUUUGUAAAGACAGAAUAAUAAAGUUUGUACUUUGUUUUUUACGCA